AUGAGCAGGUGUGAAGGCAGCCGUUUCAUUUCUUACCGGGUCACUUCACAUUCAACAACCAGUCGGAAAGAGCAAAACGCAAAAACAACAGGUGAACGCACUGUUGCAAGCCUGAAAAAAGUGACUCUACAAUCUAACGUCGAUCUACACGCACGAAUUCAGCUGCCGCCCAUCGGCCCAUCCCUGCUGAAAUUUAAUGUUUGCUCCACCACUCCACCAUGUGACCUUGUACGUUUGACCAGCAGAGAACUAGUACGCUCUUGUGGUGUUCUCGAGAACCAGGAAGCGCGCAGUGUGUUGUUUUCUGCGAAGAAAACCCUACGGAAUGUCGCCGAAGACGCCGCAAGUGUUGCUUUUCUUGGCUGCCUUUUUGGGAGUAUUUCAGCUGGGACUUUCGCUGAAAUGCUACAAGUGUAAUGGGUGCGAAACAGCGUCUACUUUGAAGGAAACAUGUCGGGAUGUGGAUCCACAGACCGAGCAGAGCGGGUGUAUGACGCAGGUAGUCCGAACUGGAGGCACUGCUGGAAGUCUGACGGUAAAAAAAUGUGCAGUUUAUGGUAAAGACGACAGAUUCGAAUGUCCAGUGCUUCCAAGUGGAGACACAGUUGCUUGCAGUAUGUGUCAUGAAGAUUUUUGUAAUUCUGGAACCAAGAUCGCGACGAAUUUUUAUCUAUAUUUGAGCAUAUUUGUUAUGUUGCUUGUACCACGAUUUUUUAAUUUAUAAAAAUGAUCUUGUGUGCCUGGAUAUUUUGGUGUUAAACUUUUCAUAUUUUAAUUUUAUUUUUUGUAAAUAAAAUUUGUUAUUUAGUUGCCA
This is a messenger RNA of Zophobas morio, 814 nucleotides long. RefSeq lists its product as uncharacterized. The transcript has 3 exons. Lineage: Eukaryota; Metazoa; Arthropoda; Insecta; Coleoptera; Tenebrionidae. The record is from RefSeq and is a predicted model, not a curated record. Bases 326 to 724 code for a protein of 132 amino acids.